AUGGUCGUACCAGUCAAAAGAAAAAGGAAUUUGCAAGAGCCUCCAACAUAUGAGGAUCACCCAUCAUCGGAGGGCUCAGAUUUUGAUCAAACUGGCGAGUCAGACUACGAGUCUGAGGAAGAACAACCGAAAAAGAGAUCAGCCCCAAGGAAAGCUCAAAAGCAAGCAGAAACUUCACUGGAUCAGGAGAAUGAGCUAUUUAAAGCUCUAUCAAGUCCAGUUGCUGCCGUGUCAGAGCUUGCUCUCGAUUGGGUGGAAGCAUAUUUACAAGACCAGGAUAACAGCAGUGUGGACUCAUUCAAGAAUAUGUUCAAUCUUGUUCUCAAAGCUGUGGGUUGUAAGACUCUUGCUGAGGCACACGAUCUUACGAGUCCUGACUCGGCUGUUGCUACAGUGAAUGAGCUCGUCAUCCAUUUCGAAAAGCAAAAGUACCACGAGAAUCCCUUCGCGUCAACGAACAAGAAUGUUAAACAUUUCCAAAAAAAUCUUAUUGAGUUUUUUGGCGAAGUCAUCUUUUUUGCCCACGAGAAGGGCUGUUUAUACAGAGGUCGCGUUGAGGAAGACCAGUCUCUGCUUGCUUCUGACUUCAUGAACUCUGUGAUUCAGUGGUUCACAGCUCUUAGUUCAAGUACACCACGCCCAUUUCGUCAUGUCUCCACUGUCAUUCUUUUAAAUGUGGUCACCCAACUCUGUCAUCAGGCAUCAAGCCUCGAAAUAUCACUCGAGAGACAGCAGCGCCAAUUGAGUAACGCGAAAGGCAACAACAAGUCUAAGCGCAAUAACCAAAAUCAACUUCAAAAGAUACAAUGGAUGACCAAAAAUAUCGAAACAACCCGUUUUAGAAAAGAAACCAUUGAGGAGUAUUUGGACGAGAUCAGCCGAUCUGUGUUUGUACAUCGAUACAGAGAUGUUGACAGCGCUAUACGCGUUAGUUGCAUAAAUGCGUUGGGUGAGUGGAUGGUCGCAAAUCCAUCAUACUUCCUUCUGUCAUCCUAUCUACGCUAUUUUGGUUGGCUUCUUUCGGACCCGACUGAUGCAGUGAGAGAAGAGGUUGUCAAAGUUCUUGCUAAACUUUACAGAUUUCCAAAAGGCUCAAUUGAAAACAUGGCCUUCAGCUUCCGCAAGUUUACUAAACGCUUCCAACAGCAGCUCAUCAAUAUGAUCUGGAAAGAGAAUUUAACAAGCAUCAAAAUUAACCUAUUUGUUAUUUACAUCGAGCUUCUAAAAAUUGGGUUCCUUCAAGACCAGGACAAGAUCAAUCUUUGUUCAUACAUCAUUUAUCUUGCAGAGCUUGAAUCGACUCACAGUACCUCGAACAAUAGAUUGAAGACCGAGUCCAGCCGAUUCCUCACCCUUGUGAUACAGCACGAUGCUGACAGCUUGACGGAGAAGCUUGCAGGUUACACUGACUCUAUAUCGAGCGUGUUUGACAACUCAAAGCAAGCAUACUUUUUUCGAUAUAAGGUGCUCAGCGAUGUCCUCAACAAGGCAUUUCAACAAUACGAUUUGAAGCGAUCAAAACUUGUACUCACAACAGACGGGCCCAGCUUCUGGAAACUAAUCGACGCAAUCUAUGGUGACAUGCAUCUAUUACCUGAAUGGUCUAGCCAUUGGGAAAUCAUAUUGCAAUACUUGAUGCUUGAUGUGUCAGCAAUUCCAUCGGAAGGAUUCUCGGUUAGUGACACGGAAGAACUAAGCCGAAGUCUUGAACUAGCCAAUUCAGAUCAGCACAAUUUUAUCGCUCUCUUGUCAGGUGUUGUGAGUAGCUCAUUGAACAGGAAAGCCCGUAAAGGGCAAAAAGCGUCUUCAAGUGAUCUACCAGCUACUUUGAUACCCAAAUUGGCGUGCAAGCUUCAUGACUUGGAAGAUUUGCUGAGCAAAAAUGUUUCGAUGUACCCUAUUUUCUUGAAAAUUUGGACAACGCUUUUGAGUUUCCAACCGGAGCCCAUCCAGUCAGUGUUCGAGCACUCAGACAACGUGGAGGGGUAUAAUCAAUUGCAUGCAAAAGUUCUUCAGUUCUUCUUGGAGUGUGAAACCUUGUCAGAUGAUCUUAAUGACUUAUACAAAACUUAUUACUCGCUUUUGUUGACUUCAAGCGGAAAUGGACACUCAAACAGCGACGACGAUAAUAAUCAGCUCAUUAACCCCAACAUUUAUCUCAAAAUCGAGGAUACCAUCCUAGCGCUUCUGACAGAGGUAGUCGAAGCAUUCAAUGCCAAAAGCCUGGCCACCGACAUAUUUGAAGCUGAAUUUGAGCAGGAAGAUCCGUUUGUUUGUGAUCAAAAGGAUCUCUGUAACACACUUAUUGAUGUUUCAAAUCCACUUAUGAAAUUGAGUAUCAUAGGAGAUGUGAUAAGCAUAAUCCGGUUUGUGGGUGAGCCUAUUCUUGAUUACAAGGUGAGUGUCCUAGAGCAAAUCUCGGUCAAACUUUUAUCAAAACUAGAUUUUCAAUUGCUCGUUAAGCUUUGGCCUCGAAACCUUUACAAAGUUAUGAAGAGUGUGAGCAAAGCUUGGGAAUCUUUGCUUGAUUUCAUUCUAAUCAGCUUAUGUUGGAAACUUGAGGAUUUGAUGUAUGCUUUGAACGAUGGAACUGCCGAAACGAUCAAUGUGGACAUCUUUUUAGAGGAUGUGUGCAACUUGUUCAUCAACAUUAUCGACUGUUUCAAAUCCUUGAACGAGGUGACAUUUGGUGAAGGCGAUCUUUCUGGUUCUGAGAGCGUAACGAGCUCUUUGAAAAUUGAGCUAGCAGACUUCUACUAUAACUUUGGUAUAAGGGUCGUUGAUUAUUUGACAUCAAUCAAGGCUUUUUAUGAUAAGACGCAUGCAUCAAAUCGGUUUAGAGAUUACGAUGCCAUGUUCCGGGACGCCCUGAAACUUGGCGGCUAUGUGAUGGGUGAUAUUCCCGACACUUUAGAAAAUGCUCUUAUGAACGUCUUCUACAUCAAGGAAGCAAAGUUAGCACUUUUACUUGGUAAGGAUUUGACACGAACUGCGAAUGAAAAUGUCAACUUCGAGGAAUUUGUUCUCGAUGCCGCCCAAGAUGGCGAGAUUGAUGAUGUGAGCGCUCAAGAGAUUGUUACGAGAUUCGAUUCAAGUGAUGAAGAAGAUGACGAGAAUGAAGCACAAAUAGCCAAAGCGGCCGCAGAAAAGGAAGCAAAGGAACUAGCCAAAUCUAAGAUGCAGAGUGCAAAGCAUGAGAGGGAUACUUGGAUUCAAGAGAGAGAUCUUUCAAUAGUGUCGAUGAAGCUACUUGGGCUCUGGAAAGCUAAAGUUAUGUCACCGAGCUCUUUGAAGCGCUUCGCUCUCAACGGCGAAAAACUUGGGCAAACAUUCAAAACCAUUGUGUCCUUGGUGGACGCCCCUGACGAACCCUCAGAGGUAAUCGCUGUCGAUGCAACGGAAGCGAAUGAGAUACGCACAAGCGAAGAACAAACUACUCUUGUUUCGUGA
Molecule: messenger RNA, 3450 nt
Organism: Candidozyma duobushaemuli
Lineage: Eukaryota; Fungi; Ascomycota; Pichiomycetes; Serinales; Metschnikowiaceae
Gene: IRR1
Product: Irr1p
Exons: 1
Coding region: 1-3450 (1149 amino acids)
Biological process (GO): sister chromatid cohesion
Cellular component (GO): chromatin; cohesin complex; nucleus
Molecular function (GO): chromatin binding
Source: RefSeq, a predicted model, not a curated record